GCGCGGCAGACCUCCGGCAACGAUAAUUGUGUAUAUCUUCAUACCAUCUUCCGAACUUCCUUACAACGGCCAACAGCAGCCCAACAGCACUGCUGCAUCCCUCACACCACUGAAACCCACACACACACACACCCCACACACACACACACACACACCCAGUCAACUUUGAACAUCUUCCGAACCCCGUCAUCGUCCGUGUUGCUGCUGUCGCUUGGGUUUGGCGAGUUCCUGUGCUUCUUCUAUUUGUACCUUGUACGCGCGCGCGUGUGUUCUUUGUCCUUCAAAGGAUGGAUAAGCGGCACCUGUACAGCCGAGUAGGUUCUGUUGCAGACCCAAGAGAACCACACCGGCAACGGUUACAUAACGUCGAUGCCAAUGCCUCUCCCACGCUCAGGCCGGGUUCGUCGUCGGUGCGGGCGCGUGUCCCCGAGGAAUCUCCCUUCAGUGGCCGCGGUGGACCACCAGUUGAAUCCAGUACCCCGCGACCAGCAUCAGCGCUGUCAGAGUUGUCAGCAGACACAGCCACGAGCGGCGUGGAGCUGCCUCGUCGCCAUGCCCCUCAAGCCACGCCGGAACAACCCAAGUUGACUGAUGAACCCAUGCUGCGGUUCCACGGAGACGAUGUACUCCCUGCGUUUGAUCGUCUGGAUGAUGCCAACUUGAGCGAGAUUGUGGGCGGUCAAGGCCAAGCUGACGGCGAGAACGCUCAGCGGCAGUUCACAACGCAACCAGCAGCCCAGCAGCAGCCCCGGCAGCCGCACCGUCGUUCCUCGCGUGGACCAAGUGACGCAUCCCAAACAGCCAAUCAAGCACCAGACGCGGCGAAACCGCGCCGGGCAAAGCUGAAGACGCGCCCUGUCCAGUCACGUUACAUGAGCUCCACGAAGCCCGCCAGCCAGAACGCGUCUAUGGUCAGCGCACGUCGCGCCAGCACAAGCGCACGCACACAAGCGGCAUCAGCAGCAGCACGACAGACACACCAGCCCACCACGAAGCGAGCACCAGCACCUUCGUCAUCAUCGUCGUCAUCACAGCGAGCGCGCGUGCCCUUGUCAUCGUCAGCGUUGGCAGCAGGGAGUGGGGCAAACAGACCCAGCGGCGUGCGACGUGUUUCUCUCCCUCACUCCUCAUCAACGAGGGGCCGGCAGCCGCUGACCAAGGACGUGGCAUCGAAGACAGACACACGCACGACCGCAGCAAGAACAGCACGAGGAGCAGCAUCAGCAGCGAGAGCGGCACGUGAAGGCGAACAAGAACAACGGGGCCGGGAAAGCGCCACGCCUGCUGGUGCCUCUACCGCAGCUGCAAAACAACAACAACAACAACAGCAGCAGCAGCAGCAGCAGCGAUCGCAGCACACGGCUGCUGGUGUGAGGACCAAACCGCAGCAUGUGGUGUCGGGCAGCCGUCGGUCAACACGACGCGGCGGCAGUGGUAGUGGUGGCAGGGCAACGUCGAUAUCCGCAUCAGGUAUAGCAGCACAUGGUGUCGGGGACGAGUCUGCUGUUGCGCGCAACUUGCACACACGCGCGUAUCUCUUGCAGUGGAUGUACAUUGCUGCGUUGCAAGAACGCUCCAUGCACAAGCAGGAGCAGAUGGCAACGCAGGCCAUUCGCACGGCUGCAUCCCACGUUGGGCGCCUUCAGCAGCAAGUGACACGCCUUGCAGUCACCAAGGCAACCGCGACUGCACACGCCUCUGUCGACACAGCAGCACGCACGCUGGCCAAACGUUUACCGGAGCCUGGUGCUAUGUCGAAGCUUCAGCAGACAUUGCAUGGGGUGUUGACGGCACUGGAAGUUCGCUCGCGCCAGCUUGCACUGCGUGGCGUGGCGGCGGAGGCCAGCCCUGACAUUGCUGCUGCCCUGAGGGAGGCGCAGUCGCGUGUCGCAGCACUUGGUGCUGUGCUUGAUGCGAACGUUCGCCCCCAGGAGCUGCUGCAAGGCGCAGAUCGCCUACGCAGCACUCUCAAGGCCACCAACGACUGCACAAGCGAGCUGUGCGGUGUUCUCCACCAUGCAACGCGGGCGCUGUACAAACUGUGUGCACUGCAGUACCAGAAGCGACACGUGGCAGCCGCAGCCACCAAUCAUAGUGGUACCGAGCGCGAGAGCGAGCUUGUGUCACCAAACUGAUUCAUAUUUGCAUGUGUACACGUGAAGCAGCCCCCCAUGCGUUUCUCUGUGUCAUCUGUGCCAUUCUCUCAUUCCCCCAAGGCGUUUUCUCCUGUGCUCGUGUGCUUGUGCAUAAUGUGAGCGUCAUCUGUCCAUGAUUGCUUCUUUCGCGGUGAACCUG
Molecule: messenger RNA, 2295 nt
Organism: Salpingoeca rosetta
Lineage: Eukaryota; Choanoflagellata; Craspedida; Salpingoecidae
Exons: 9
Coding region: 288-2135 (615 amino acids)
Source: RefSeq, a predicted model, not a curated record